Messenger RNA from Lactuca virosa, 1211 nucleotides. Lineage: Eukaryota; Viridiplantae; Streptophyta; Magnoliopsida; Asterales; Asteraceae. The record is from the annotation of a GenBank genome assembly.
AUGUAUUCAAGAUUCUCAAAUGGCGAUUUUGAUGACAAGGAUUAUCCCAUUCCCAACUUAGCUGAAAACAAGGUGUCGGAUCUUGAGCUAUGGAUGGAAAGAAGCGAGUCCCAGAUCGUGGACGGAGAUACCCUUUGCUUAUGUUUCGAUAAAAACGGGUCGGAUAAUUUGUCGAUUGGGGAAACGGAAUUAUUGAACCCGUUUUCGGAUCUUACAGGGGACUAUGAUGCACAUAUAAGGAAUCUGUUAUAUGGUCAAGGCUGCCAUGGUUAUGCCUUGUCUACAGCUAUGGUUCGGGCCACUCCCAGUCCCAGUCCUCCUACUUCACCUUAUGAAAAAAAGAACCACCCGUGGGACCCACCAUGCUCCGUAAUGCCCUUCCAGCCAAACACAAAUGGUGUAGUGAUGGGACACCCGACCCCGACUUAUCUCAGUUACCCGCCGAAUACUGCGUUACGUGGGACCGGGCUCUACAUCCCUGUUAUUAAUAGCAGUAAUUCAUCAUCCAAGGAGAAACGGUCACCUACAAGGGGGGGCAGAGGAGGAGGAAGGAGCCGUGGGCCAACACCGUCCAAUGGUCACGUGCCACGUGCUAGUGGUCGUGAAACCAAAUUGGUGGUGGAACCUAAUAAUAAUCAAAUACGGUCUCCAAGACAAGGUCGUGUUGACCAGGUCAACGGUGGUUUUGUAAACCAACCAAGGAAACUUGAGUUUGGAUCUUUUCGGUCUCUCCCAGAGACUCCACAAACCCCAAAAAAACUGGAUGCGAAUACAACAAAACAGGGAAGGAUUGGAGAGAAUUCAUUCCAUCUCAAGAACGAAGACGAGUUUCCUCCUUUAUCUUCCUAGAGAACAUGUAUAAAAAAAAAAGAAGGAAAGCGGGAUAAGUUUUAGAUAUAUGCUGCUAAUAUAACUGAUCUUAGGAAGGAAAUCGAACCUUUUUUCCUAGUUUUGAGUUCGGGUUAUCUAUGGAACAUAGACCUUUUUGGUUUUUUGUUUUUUGGUUUGUUGUGAUAUAAUGUAGAGAGAUAAGAGAGGGUUAAAAAAGGUCGAGAAGUUGAAAAAGGAGACUUUUGUUGAAUAUGUUUUCUAGUGGGUUGGUUUUUUGUGCUUAUGUCAGCUGCCUUAACUGCCGGUUUUGGUUUUGAAACUUGAACCCCUUUUUAGUUUUUAUUAUUAAGUUUGUAAAUCAUCUGUAAAAUAGUCCUGGU